Chelonoidis abingdonii (Abingdon island giant tortoise) is the source of this 1635-nucleotide messenger RNA. Lineage: Eukaryota; Metazoa; Chordata; Testudines; Testudinidae. The record is from RefSeq and is a predicted model, not a curated record.
ACUGGAGGUUCUUUGAGAAGUGUGGUCCCUAGCUGUAUUCCACUACUUGCCCUCCCUCCGCUCUGCUUCAGAUCGUGUUGGAUUUGCAAUAAGAAGAGGAACUGGAGAAGUGUUGACUUGCAUUGACUGUUAUACCCUCAGUCAGGUAUACAGAUAGGGACUACAUAUCUCGAAGAACCUCCACUUAUGGUGAGAAUCACCCCUGUCACACAGCCUGGAGCUCCCCAGAUGGAUGGCAACACCUGUCACAAUGUUGUUUCUGAGGUGAUCUAUGAAAUAGAGUUCAAUGGGACCCAUGGAAUCCAGAAUGUCUCCGUCCAGCUUAAAGUGACCAGUGUCUCUGGGAACUCUCUGCAGCAGCGGUUCACACUUCAGUUCUGGCAGAGCAGGACCCCUUUAUAUACCUUGCCAAGAAGCGGAAACCCUGGCUAUAUCAUUGGGGCACCACUCUUGUCUCUAAAUAGUGGUGCCAGGCAGCAAGUGACUAUCUUACAGAGCCAGGGUGAUGGAAUAUGCUCUCAGACUCUCAGGUACAAGGUACAGUUUGGAAUGAAUGUGAGGACAAGCUGCCAGCUCAGCAUAUCCCAAACAAUGGAGGAUGGAAACUGUAGCUACUUUCAGGAGAAGCUAUACCAGGCCCUCCAAGGGAUGAGCAGCCCACAGGCUCUGGCCAUAAUUGGCAGUGCUGAGCCAACCCAGACAGAUCAGUGGACCAGCAUCAUUAUCCGGAACUGUAGUAUGCAGGCUGGGAAUUGUGCCUCCUGCUGUAUGGUUCCUGUGUCCCUGAAGAUCCAGGUAUUGUGGGCUGAGGUUGGCCUCCAGUCCAACCCACAAAGUCAAGUGCUGGGAGCACGGUAUUGGUAUCAGUGUCAGUCUCUGAAGUCCCUCAGCAUGACCAUGGUGCCUUUGACAACCGUUGUUUCCUUCUCUGACGUGACAGAAUGGCCAGAGCCUCCACAUAGCCAGCCCGGCACAUACUGGAAACUUCCAUUUGACUUCUUUUUCCCCUUUAAGGUUGCAUCAAAUGGGGGGAUAAGCUGUCAAGGAGACCUGGCUGGUGCUUUCCUGAUGUCUCUCACAUUCUGCAGCAUUCUCAGUUUCUGAAGAGAGUGAAGUCUGGUGCUCUGCUCCUCAUGGCAACAUUUAUGCCCAGGUAGUACCAGAGAGCUCACGCCAUCCUGCUGUAUCCUGGUGUCAUAUUUGGUGCCUGUUUCUCACCUGGGUGAGACAAUAUGAGAGAGACAGUAACCUAAAUGAUUCCUCUUUGUUCUUGUGAACAGCAAAGAAGGUGUUUAUCUGACAGCUAAAAAAAGCAGAUGUUUCAGGAAAUCCUGUUGGUGUAAUGGUACAGUCAGAAUAUGAUGCAGACCAAAGACUCUUCUAUUCUGUUCAGGUUCUCACCCUGUGCCUAUCAUCAUGCUAUCCCUGUUCCUUCUUGUAGUGCAUUGUGACCUUAUUAACAUCUGUCACCGGUGAUUCUUCCAUGUCUGCAACCUCUUUAUGCAGAUUUGUGAAGGAAGACGCGAUUAGAGUUAUUUCUUGUUGUCUUGUGGACUCCCCUGUGCUAACUCCACGUGCUUUUGUUUUGCUUGUAACCUUUAAACUGGACCUCAAGAAAAUUAUUCUUGAUGCUUA